Messenger RNA from Sclerotinia trifoliorum, 661 nucleotides. The record is from the annotation of a GenBank genome assembly. NCBI's taxonomy places the organism in Eukaryota, Fungi, Ascomycota, Leotiomycetes, Helotiales, Sclerotiniaceae.
UAUCUUCUCUUGAAUGGUAAUUGAAUGAUAAACUUCCUCAAAAGAGCAGCAAAUUAAUGAAAAUUAACAUCCAUUGCUUCAAAAAUGGACUGCUUCGGAGAAACAAAGUUCUGGAAUAGGAUUGUAGAUUUGCGUAGCUUUUGAAAGCCAUGCAACCUAAUAUCAUCGAGGUACCGACCCAGGCAGGUCUAUUGCACGCAGUGCGCAACUCAUUUUUCUACUUGCAGGAUAUAUCGAGAUGGACUUGGUCGCAACUUUGACGUUUUCGAGCGAAUAAACAUGUGCGAGGUUGGAAUUGGGCCCGAUCGAUCGGACUGCUGUGAAAGCCGCGCAAGCCAUGAGACAGACAACUGCCAGCUCAGUACAAGCUAUCAUCUGCAAGGCAGCAGGGCUAUUUCCAGUACGCAAGCAUUCAUUGCCGCAUAAUUCCUCCGCUCAAGACGCAUAUGAAUGGAUUGAAUAAUGGGAAGAAUGGUGGUGAGGAUUUCUAGGAGAUGUGUUUCGCAGACUGUGGCCCGACUAUUCAAUGGAUGAGCAUGAGGCCCCUAGCAGGACAACUCCUCAAGUCUUACUACUUUCCACAGCGUUCGCUCUGACUUCAAUCAUCGAGUGUGUCGUUUCCGAUCCGCGGUUUUACAAACAACCUGUAUCGUACCUCGGG